Perkinsus marinus ATCC 50983 is the source of this 1305-nucleotide messenger RNA. Its product is annotated as eukaryotic peptide chain release factor, putative. Lineage: Eukaryota; Perkinsozoa; Perkinsida; Perkinsidae. The transcript is spliced from 14 exons. The record is from RefSeq and is a predicted model, not a curated record. Gene Ontology annotation, biological process: cytoplasmic translational termination. Gene Ontology annotation, molecular function: sequence-specific mRNA binding; translation release factor activity, codon specific. Gene Ontology annotation, cellular component: translation release factor complex; cytosol. Bases 1 to 1305 code for a protein of 434 amino acids.
AUGAGUUCUGUUGAGGAUUCCAAUGAAGCCGCUAUCGAACAAUGGAAGAUUCGGAGGUUGAUCAAAAGCUUGGAGGCAGCUCGGGGGAACGGUACUUCGAUGAUCUCAUUGAUCAUCCCUCCCAAAACCCAAGUUGCUCAGAUGGCAAAGAUGCUUGCAGAAGAGUAUGGUACCGCGUCCAAUAUCAAGUCACGGGUUAACAGAUUGUCUGUUCUUUCUGCUAUUACAUCUACUCAGCAGCGACUGAAAUUAUACAAUAGGACGCCCCCUAAUGGUUUGGUACUUUACUGUGGUACUGUUCUCACUGAUGAUGGCAAGGAAAAGCAGGUCACUAUUGAUUUCGAGCCUUUCAAGCCUAUCAAUACUAAACUGUACUUGUGUGAUAACAAGUUUCACACUGAGGAUUUGAAUCAGCUGUUAGAGUCCGAUGACAAGUUUGGAUUCUUGGUUAUGGAUGGUAAUGGAAGUCUCUUCGGAACAGUACAAGGCUCUAACCGAGAGGUACUUUACAAGUUUUCAGUAGAUCUUCCCAAGAAGCACGGUAGGGGUGGUCAGUCUUCCAUGCGUUUUGCUCGAUUAAGGCUCGAAAAACGACAUAACUAUCUAACCAAGGUUGCUGAGCUUUUGACGCAACAUUUCAUCACUAACGAUAGGCCUAAUAUCGCCGGACUUGUGUUAGCAGGAAGUGCCGAGUUCAAGAACGACUUGGCCAAUUCGCAGUUUUUCGACCCACGUUUAGCGGCCAUCCUUAUCAAAGUGGUGGAUGUGAGCUACGGUGGAGAGAACGGCUUCAAUCAAGCGAUUGAGCUUGCCUCUGAUACGUUGAAGAACGUCAAAUUCAUCCAGGAGAAAAAGCUUAUCACGAAGUAUUUCGAGGAGGUAGCCCAGGAUACGGGAAAGGUCUGUUUUGGUAUUGACGAUACUCUAAAGUGUUUGGACAUGGGUGCUGUGGAGACCCUUAUAGUGUUCGAGAAUCUCGCCAUCAACCGUUAUCACAUCCGGAACCCUCAUACCGACACUGAGGAUGUCCUUUACCUCUCACCCGAACAGGAAAUACAAGAGAGCUACUUCCGCGAUGCUGAUACUGGUGUAGAGCUUACUGUGGUGGAAAAGAUGCCUAUCACUGAGUGGUUGGUCAAUAACUACAAGAGCUUCGGAGCCAAGUUAGAGUUCGUGACCGAUAAAAGUGAGGAAGGCGCCCAGUUCGUCCGUGGGUUUGGUGGUAUUGGCGGCCUCUUGCGUUACGCUGUUCAAUUGGAAGCCCUCGAGGAGUGGGAUGGUGACUCUGAUGAUGACUUCAUGUAA